AUAAAUCGGAAACCCUAAUAAAAAGAGAGGCCGGACGAUGAAGAAAAGGAGCGAUAGAUUCUACCUUUUCUGCCGGAGGAAAAAAAUCUCCUCUCUUCUCGUUGUUAUUGUUGUUUCUGUCAUAGUUUAGGAUUUGUUUAUAGAAUUUCGCUUUUUAGAGUUUGGAGGCACCAAAUCUUGGAUCAGCUCUAGCGUAGCGACGCCAGGGUGUAGAUUCGAAACCAGGGUUCUUGUGCUGCCUGCCUCUCUGUGUUCUGUGAUAAAGGAAGCUAGGGCACCUUUUUCUAUGGCGGCUAUAAAUCGGAAAAAUGGGGGUAUGGUGGACACAGGCGCUGGUGAACGGAUUGGAGGGGCUGGUGACGGCGUUUCAGAUACAGUUCAAUUUGAUGCUACACAAUAUGCAUUUUUUGGAAGUGUCACAGAAGAGGUUGAGUUAGGUGGAUUAGAAGAUGAAGAUAGUGUUAAUGAUCCCCACUUUGUUGGGAUUGGUGAUGAUUAUCAGUUUUCUAGCCUAGGAGAAAGAUUAGAGGGAGAAGAAAUCGAGUCAAUAACUGAUAUUGAUGACCUUGCAAGUACAUUUUCAAAGUUGGACAGAGGUAUUGUUGAACCAAGGAUCACAGAAGUACUUGAUGGCAGAGAUUCUUUUUCUAGGGAAAGUUCUUCGUUUACUGGAGAGUGGGUACAGGAGCCAGGCUUUUCAAAUUGGCAAGAUCAUCAUAUAUUGGAUGCUGAGGCUGGCCAGGAUGGUAAAAGAUGGUCAUCACAUCCGCAUCCUCUUUCAGGUCAUGCUCCAGAUUCCAGACCUCUCUACAGAACGUCAUCCUCUCCUCAACAGAAGCAACUAUUUAAACCAAGUGAACCGGUCCAUUUACCAAUAUCUUCUCGUACAUCCUUACCUCCAUGCGGUGAACCUACACAAUUCCAUCAUAAUGCCUUCCAAGGCGUUGCAUCACCUUCUAGUUCUGGCCUCCAGGUGCCUUUCUCUCCACCGAAUCCCUACCUUUUUUCCAAACUUCGUCCAGCAGCAGCACAUGGAUCAAAUCAAGAUGGAUAUUUUACUCAGUUUGGUCCACACGGACUUCCAAUUAAUAGCAGGCAACAGGGUCACUGGUCAGAAUCGCCUAGUAUACUUUCAUCGAAUGUGUUGGCUGAUCCAACACAAAAUCAGAGUCAUUUCAACAAUCAAAUUCCUUCUCAACUGGUGCAUCAGCAACAUGGAAUGCCCCCGAAUUUGCCUUCAAUGGUGCGAUUCCCCAGCAUGCAAACACAACAGUUCCACCCUAGUCAAUCCUCAACACAGAUGAUGAAUACGUUUGAAACUACGAUGAGGUUGGCUGAGUUCAAGGACCCGAGAUUUAGACCAAUGCACAGGGGAAGAGAGUACUUUGGGUUUGCUCAACACCCUUCUGAUAUUGGCUUCCAUAGGAUAGAUAAUGGGUGGCCGAGGUUUCAUUCCAAAUUCAUGACAACCGAAGAGCUUGAGAACAUUGCUAGAAUGCAACAUGCUGCGACCCACUGCAAUGACCCCUACACAGAUGAUUACUAUCACCAAGCUUGUCUAGCAAAGAAAUAUUCAGGAUCAAAUUUGAAGCACUAUUUCUGCCCUAAUGUCACCAAAGAUUUAUCGUCUAGAUCCAAGUCCAAGGAUGACCCACAUCCAUAUCUCCAGGUGGAUGCACUUGGUAGGCUUGCUUUCUCAUCAAUCCGUAGACCUCGCCCUCUUCUUGAGGUUGAACCAAAAUCAGCAUCUGCAGAUAAUAUUUCUGACCAGAAAUCUUCUGCAAAGCCCUUGGACCAGGAGCCUAUGCUGGCUGCUAGGAUCACCAUUGAGGAUGGUCUUUGCCUUUUACUUGAUGUAGAUGAUCUUGAUCGCAUAUUGCAAUUCAGUCAGCUUCAAGAUGGUGGCUCUCAACUUAAGAGAAAAAGAGAGAUGCUCCUGCAAGAAGUUGCGGCAUCUUUUCAUCUAGUUGAUCCUCUCAGUCAUUCCGGUCAAUCUGGGGCAAACCUAGAGGGUGAUCUAGUGUUUCUUCGCCUACUUUCUCUUCCAAAAGGCCGUAAGCUACUCUCUCGGUACCUUGAACUUCUUACCCCUGGAAGUGAGAUCACCCGCGUCAUCUGCAUGGCCAUUUUUCGCCACCUGAGGUUUCUGUUUGGUGUAAGGCCAUUGGAUACAAGUGCAGCGGAAAGCACCACCAAACUAGCAAAAACCACUGCUGCAUGCAUGCAUCUCAUGGACUUGAACUCUCUUAGCGCAUGCGUAGCUGCUGUUGUUUGUUCCUCUGAACAGCCACCUCUUCGUCCACUAGGAAGUCUUGCCGGUGAUGGUGCUUCUGUGAUCAUUAAAUCUGUUCUUGAUAAAGCAACAGUGCUUCUAACAAAUGAUAACACAGCUAGCAACUAUAGUAUUUCUAGCCGCCAUCUCUGGCAGGCAUCCUUCAAUUCCUUCUUUGGUCUUCUCACAAAGUAUUGUCACAGUAAAUUUGAAACUGUGAUGCAGUCCCUCCACAUGCAGGCUCCAGCUGCAGCGGUUGCUGGAUCAGAAAUCACCAAAGCUAUAAGUAGGGAGAUGCCUGUGGAGUUGUUGCGGGCGAGUCUUCCUCAUACAAAUGAGCAUCAGCGAAAGCUGUUACUAGAUUUUGCUCAGAGAACAAUCCCUUCUAAUGGAGGAAGUAAUGGGCAGUAACUUCUGGAUGAGUGCCUGAUUAGUGUUCUAUUGCAUCCAAUGUAUGAUGAAAGAAAAGGGCUGCUUCUGAGACCAGCCAUUAAGUUGAUGGCGAGUGGCACCUCAACACACAACUUUCUACGGAUUCACAAAUUAUGUUAUCCUCUCGUGGUGGUAACUUACUGCCUGUGCUUUUGGAUGUGUCUCCCAAUCUUCAUAUAUAUCAUUUGCAUUUAGAUAUCGUAGGAGUUUGACCAGAAGUUUACUUCUGGGGAGCUUGUUUUGUUGCUCUUUAACACAACUCCGUAUGGAUGGGGUUAGGAGUUGUACCAGUUUUCCCGCCGGUGUUUUGAUUCUUGUAUGGUCGGUGGUAGAUUGAUGUUUGUUUUAGCUACUUCGGUUGGCAUUUCAGCAGGUUCCUGUUUAUCCACGCGAUUUCUACAAGUUGUCUAAUUGUAAUCGACCAUAAUCCGUUUACUAUCAAGUUAUGUUUCUUUUUGCUAGUCAAUAAAUAAAUCCUUUCUCCUGUUUUUGAUAUGAAUUCCAAA
This is a messenger RNA of Zingiber officinale, 3210 nucleotides long. RefSeq names its product protein PAT1 homolog. Gene Ontology annotation, molecular function: RNA binding. The coding region runs from base 287 to 2683 and encodes 798 amino acids. Gene Ontology annotation, cellular component: P-body. NCBI's taxonomy places the organism in Eukaryota, Viridiplantae, Streptophyta, Magnoliopsida, Zingiberales, Zingiberaceae. The record is from RefSeq and is a predicted model, not a curated record. Gene Ontology annotation, biological process: P-body assembly; deadenylation-dependent decapping of nuclear-transcribed mRNA. The transcript is spliced from 5 exons.